This is a messenger RNA of Wickerhamiella sorbophila, 942 nucleotides long. Its product is annotated as putative cytosolic iron-sulfur protein assembly protein 1. NCBI's taxonomy places the organism in Eukaryota, Fungi, Ascomycota, Dipodascomycetes, Dipodascales, Trichomonascaceae. The coding region runs from base 1 to 942 and encodes 313 amino acids. Gene Ontology annotation, cellular component: cytosolic [4Fe-4S] assembly targeting complex. The record is from RefSeq and is a predicted model, not a curated record. Gene Ontology annotation, biological process: iron-sulfur cluster assembly. The transcript has 2 exons. Gene Ontology annotation, molecular function: protein binding.
AUGGCGUCAAAACCGCAGCAUAAAGACAGAGUAUGGCAAGUAGCCGUACAUCCAAGACUUCCAUUAGUAGCAAGCUGCUCUGGAGACAAAACGGUGAACGUAUAUCGGGGCCCUGACCUCGAAUUGGUCAAAGAUUUAACCGAGGCUCACACCCGGAGUGUUCGAUCGGUGUCUUGGAAGGCUAUCGGAGCGCCCACGCUUGCCGCGGGCUCAUUUGAUGCUCAGGUGAGUAUUUGGACAAAUGAACCCCCCACUUGGGAAUUUAUGGCUAUGCUCGAGGGUCACGAAAACGAAGUAAAGGGGGUAGCCUGGUCCCACGACGGCGCAUUUCUUGCAACUUGUUCGCGAGAUAAAUCUGUAUGGAUUUGGGAAGUUGAUGAAUCUAAUGAGGAUUUUGAUUGUGUUGCUGUACUGCAAGACCACACACAGGACGUUAAACAUGUUGUAUGGCAUCCCAGUGAACUGCUGUUGGCGUCGACUUCUUAUGACAAUGAAAUACGACUCUGGAAGUUAGAUGAUGACGAGUGGAUCUGCGUCUCGGACCUCAAGGGCCAUGAGUCUACUGUCUGGGGUGCAGCUUUUGAGCCCGCACCUCCGCAGCCAGAGCAGGACACUGGUGAGGUUCCGCACGCCCGUCUUGCAAGCUGUUCUGAUGAUAUGACGGUCAGAGUAUGGACUCGCAAGGGCCGAACGGGUGGCACUCAACCGGGUCAAUUGCCUUCGGUUGCCCGCUGGGACAUCCUAGCCGAGGAAUGGGAGCAAGAAUGUGUUCUGCCAACUGUGCACACUGACACAAUCUACGCUGUUGAUUGGAGCCAGCACGGAAUUGCUAGCGUCGGGGCAGACGGGCGUUUGGCUAUUUAUACCUUUGAAAAUAAUAAGUGGACAGUUUCAAAGAUCGUUCAAAACGCUCAUGGUGUAUACGAAAUUAAUACCUUUUGA